Messenger RNA from Mesorhabditis belari, 783 nucleotides. NCBI's taxonomy places the organism in Eukaryota, Metazoa, Nematoda, Chromadorea, Rhabditida, Rhabditidae. The record is from the annotation of a GenBank genome assembly.
AUGACCCAUUCCGAGUACAGCGAGCACUUUGCCGAAAUCGAUGGGCAAAAAAUUGGCUACUCAAAAUACGGGCAUGGAGCCACAAAUAUGUUAACGAUUUGCGGUGGAGUAGGUUGUUACGCGAAAGAUUGGCCAUUGUCGACAUUAGAGCACUUUGAUCCCGAGAAAUACACGAUUAUCAGCAUCGAUCCACCUGGUUACGGCAAAUCCCGUCCACCAGAGCGCGUGCAAAACGUUUUCCGCUGUCAAAAGGACGCGGUUAUUUGCAUGAAAUUGAUGGAGCAAUUGGAACUCCUUCCAUUCACAGCGGUCGGUUGGAGUGAAGGCUCGAGAACGGCACUUCAUCUUGCAGCAAAUGGAAUUCAAAAGAUAAACCGAUGCGUAGCGAUGGCUGCAACAACAAGAAUCGAAAAGCGGGCGGUUGAAGUGACCAAGGGAAUGAAAAAUACUGACCUGUGGCUACCGGCAGAUCGAGAGCCUUACCUGAAGCACUGCUCAAAUGAGUUUUUCAAGAAACAAUGGGCCGAUAUCAUGGAUACAGCCGAAGAAUGCUAUAACAUGCUUGGUGGUCGAUUCCCGUGUGAUGCUCUCUUGCCGAGAAUCACUUGUCCAGUGUUGCUUUUGAAUGGAGGACAAGAUUGGUUUCACGGAGACCAAAAGGAAAUAAUGUCUCGUAUAAAGGACGUCAAAAUGGAGACACAAUUACACGGAGGACACGAUUUUCACCUCAAAUACCCGAAAUGGGUUGUUGAUAAAAUUGAGCGCUUUAUUACCGAAACCAGU